UAAUUUUAUACAUGUCCAUUAACAACUGCCCCCGUACAAAAACAACGUGGAUCAGUGUAAAAUUAAAUAAACAGUGAUGACGCUCGAAGCAAUAAGGUAUCGUAGAGGACAACUUGAUAUCCUUGACCAGUUACUUUUACCCUCUCAGUCUGUAUAUAUAUCAGUGAGUGACACUAAAGAUGCAUGGGAUGCAAUCAAAAAAAUGCAGGUGCGUGGUGCUCCAGCUAUUGCCAUUGUUGGUUGUCUAAGUUUAGCAGUAGAGUUGAUUGACACAGACUUCACUAACACUGACGAUGUUGCUUCAUAUGUGGCAUCAAAACUACAGUACCUUGUAUCAGCCAGACCUACAGCUGUCAACAUGAAAGAAGCUGCUGACAGAUACACAAGUCUAGUGAAAAAAAUCACACUUGAAAAUUCAGCAUCAGUCGAGAGUGUAAAGAAAAGAAUGGUUGAGGAAUUUGAGCAGAUGUUUAAAGAUGACGUAGCGACAAAUAAAGCUAUGGGUAGUUAUGGUGCCGACCAUAUUCUCAGCAAGUAUAAGAAUAAACCAGUCAGCAUCCUCACUCAUUGUAACACAGGUUCACUAGCUACAGCUGGAUAUGGUACUGCUUUAGGUGUAAUAAGAAAACUACAUGAGAUGGAGAAGCUUUCACAUGCAUUUUGUACGGAGACACGCCCAUACAACCAGGGAGCUAGACUUACAGCAUAUGAACUUGUAUAUGAGAAAAUACCAUCUACUCUAGUCUGUGAUAGCAUGGUUUCCAUGGUGAUGAAGGAGAAGAAUGUGUCAGCUGUUGUAGUAGGAGCAGAUAGGGUUGUGAGGAAUGGAGACACAGCUAAUAAGAUAGGAACUUACCAGAUAGCAAUCUGUGCCCAGUAUCAUAAUAUACCAUUCUAUGUAGCUUGUCCAACUACAACAUUUGAUUCUAAUUUAGCAACUGGCAAGGACAUAGUAAUAGAAGAAAGACCUCAUAGCGAGAUGACUCAUGUGAAAGGUGUCCAGAUAGCUGCUGAAGGUAUAAAUUGUUUUAAUCCAGCAUUUGAUGUGACGCCAGCAGACUUGAUUACUGGAGGAAUUAUAACAGAACAUGGGGUAUUUCCAGCUGACAAAAUCUAUGUUGAACUUAAAUCACGAUCCAUACUUGGAUGACCUUACAGUCUGUGUGUUAAAUGAAUUAGAUCUAUGUUUGAAAACAUGCAGCUUUUAUUGUUUAUAUCAGAUAUUUUUAUUAACUGUCUUCACAUCGAUUGUGUUCAAUAUUUUUUAUAAUAAUUAGUGUUAUAUGUGUCUAGUCAGAUCAUAAUUAUUUGUGUUGGGUUAUCCUGUAAAAAUUGAAAUAGAAUAAAUCCUAAUACUAGUAAACAGUAUAUAUAAAA
This is a messenger RNA of Ruditapes philippinarum (Manila clam), 1377 nucleotides long. Its product is annotated as methylthioribose-1-phosphate isomerase-like. The record is from RefSeq and is a predicted model, not a curated record. The transcript is spliced from 5 exons. The coding region runs from base 77 to 1150 and encodes 357 amino acids. Gene Ontology annotation, molecular function: S-methyl-5-thioribose-1-phosphate isomerase activity. Lineage: Eukaryota; Metazoa; Mollusca; Bivalvia; Venerida; Veneridae.